CGAGGGGAAGCCUCUCCCCCUCUGCAACCUCAGCGCCGGGUGCUGGCUCUCCAGCUGUUUGUAGGCCUGGGGGUAAGGGUCCGCGGAAGGGAAAGCCGGCUGCGGCCCCGCCCGCGCACCCGCCGGUCUGGCCGCCCGCUCCCCCCGUCCCAGCGCUCCCGCUGGCGCCGCCCGCCCGGGGGGUGACUCCCGAGAGGCUGCCCGCUCUUCUGACUGACGGGCACCGUUCCCACAGCCGGCGCUACCCGCCACGUCUCGGGUCUCGGCCGACGGCACUGCGUGGCGGGUGACCUUUCUGAACCCAGCGAUGUCUGCUCCCUGCUCCUGGCUAGCGCGGCUUCCUCAGCGCCGUCGGCUCGUGCCGCUCUCGCCCCCGCUGCCGCGGUGGCUGCUGCUGCUGCUGCUGGCCGCCGUGCUGCCGGCGCGCGGCUGGGAGAGCGGCGACCUGGAGUUGUUUGACUUGGUGGAGGAGGUGCAGCUCAACUUCUACCAGUUCCUCGGGGUGCAGCAGGAUGCUUCAUCUGCAGACAUCAGAAAAGCAUAUCGUAAGCUUUCACUGACUUUACAUCCAGACAAGAAUAAAGAUGAAAAUGCAGAAACUCAGUUUAGACAAUUGGUGGCCAUUUAUGAAGUUUUAAAGGAUGAUGAACGAAGGCAGAGGUAUGAUGAUAUUCUGAUCAAUGGACUUCCAGAUUGGCGACAGCCUGUAUUCUACUACAGGCGGGUGAGAAAAAUGAGCAAUGCUGAGCUGGCAUUACUCUUGUUCAUUAUUGUCACAGUGGGUCAUUAUGCUGUGGUUUGGUCAAUCUACCUGGAAAAACAACUGGAUGAACUGCUUAGUAGAAAAAAGAGAGAAAAGAAAAAAAAGACAGGCAACAAGAGUGUGGAUAUAUCAAAACUUGGUGCUUCAGAAAAAAAUGAAAGAUUGCUAAUAAAACCACAAUGGCAUGAUUUGCUUCCAUGCAAGCUGGGAAUUUGGUUUUGCCUUACACUAAAAGCCUUGCCUCAUCUAAUUCAGGAUGCUGGGCAGUUUUAUGCUAAAUAUAAAGAAACUAGAUUGAAGGAAAAAGAAGAUGCACUGACUAGAACUGAACUUGAAACACUUCCAAAACAGAAGAAAGUUAAAGUUAAAAAACCAAAACCGGAAUUUCCUAUAUAUAUGCCUUUAGAAAAUGCAUAUAUUCAGUCUUAUGAUCAUGGAACUUCUAUAGAAGAAAUUGAGGAGCAAAUGGAUGAUUGGCUGGAAAACAGGAACAGAACACAGAAAAAACAGGCACCUGAAUGGACAGAAGAGGACCUCAGCCAGCUGACAAGAAGUAUGGUUAAGUUCCCAGGAGGGACCCCUGGUCGAUGGGAAAAGAUUGCCCACGAAUUGGGUCGAUCUGUGACAGAUGUGACAACCAAAGCCAAGCAACUGAAGGAUUCAGUUACCUGCUCUCCAGGAAUGGUCAGACUCUCUGAACUCAGAUCGACAGUUCACAAUUCCAGGCCCAUCAAGAUGACUGUGGCCUUGCCAGACGACAUCAUCACCCAGCGAGAAGAUGCAGAAAGGGUAGUGGAGGAGGAGGAGCAGGAGGCAGACCCUGAAAUCCGGCCUCGGAGAAGGAAACCGGUCAGGUUGCUUGCAGCGGUAACAAAGGUUGAGCCAGAGGAGAAAUUUAGAGGAAAGAGGCAGAAAGACUUUGAUAUAUCAGAACAAAAUGAAUCCAGUGAUGAGGAGAGCCAGAAGAAAGAGAGAAUUCGUGCUGCAGAGGAGCCAUGGACUCAGAAUCAGCAGAAGCUUCUGGAAAUGGCAUUACAGCAAUACCCAAAGGGAGCCUCUGACCGCUGGGACAAAAUAGCCAAAUGUGUCCCAGCUAAGAGUAAGGAAGACUGCAUCGCUAGGUACAAGUUGCUGGUUGAACUGGUCCAAAAGAAAAAACAAGCUAAAAGCUGAAUGUUCUGGAAGAUGAUGUUCAUGUUCAUUUUCCAAAAUGAGUAUUUCAAAAAUCUUAUGCAGAAAUUUGCAUUUUGUACCUCAGUAUUUCUAUACGUCACGUGCCUUAGUAAAAAAUAAAUAAAUAAAU
Molecule: messenger RNA, 2066 nt
Organism: Sciurus carolinensis (gray squirrel)
Lineage: Eukaryota; Metazoa; Chordata; Mammalia; Rodentia; Sciuridae
Gene: Dnajc1
Product: DnaJ heat shock protein family (Hsp40) member C1
Exons: 12
Coding region: 308-1936 (542 amino acids)
Cellular component (GO): endomembrane system
Source: RefSeq, a predicted model, not a curated record